Molecule: messenger RNA, 1323 nt
Organism: Arabidopsis thaliana (thale cress)
Lineage: Eukaryota; Viridiplantae; Streptophyta; Magnoliopsida; Brassicales; Brassicaceae
Gene: SYP131
Product: syntaxin of plants 131
Exons: 13
Coding region: 172-1092 (306 amino acids)
Biological process (GO): vesicle-mediated transport; intracellular protein transport
Cellular component (GO): plasma membrane; membrane
Molecular function (GO): SNAP receptor activity
Source: RefSeq, marked reviewed
AACAAUCUCACAUUUGUGCUCUGCUUUAUACGGUGACGAAGCUCCCUUGUCUCUUCUAUUGAUUUUUAUAGGAUAACCAAAAAAACAAAAACAAAAAGAAGGAAGAGAACAAAAGAGAUCUGGGUUUAUUACAAAACCAGAUCUUUUGCUCUGUUCCCGUUCUCUCCGACAAUGAACGACCUCUUAAAGGGUUCGUUAGAGUUCUCCAGGGAUCGCUCUAAUAGAAGCGAUAUUGAGUCAGGACAUGGCCCUGGUAACUCUGGAGAUCUCGGGCUCUCUGGUUUCUUCAAAAAGGUCCAGGAAAUCGAAAAGCAAUAUGAGAAGCUUGACAAGCAUCUCAACAAGCUUCAGGGGGCACAUGAGGAGACUAAAGCCGUCACCAAGGCUCCUGCAAUGAAAUCAAUCAAGCAAAGGAUGGAGAGAGAUGUUGAUGAAGUGGGAAGAAUUUCUCGUUUCAUCAAAGGAAAGAUCGAGGAACUGGACCGAGAGAAUCUGGAGAACCGGACUAAACCGGGUUGUGGGAAAGGAACAGGUGUAGACAGAACAAGAACAGCCACAACUAUUGCGGUGAAGAAGAAAUUUAAGGACAAGAUAUCUGAAUUCCAAACUCUAAGACAAAACAUUCAACAAGAAUACAGAGAAGUUGUAGAGAGGCGUGUGUUUACAGUGACUGGCCAACGAGCUGAUGAAGAGACAGUUGAUAGAUUGAUUGAAACUGGAGACAGUGAGCAAAUUUUCCAGAAAGCAAUCAGGGAGCAAGGACGAGGACAGAUAAUGGACACACUGGCUGAGAUUCAGGAACGCCAUGACGCUGUCAGAGAUUUAGAGAAGAAACUCCUUGACCUGCAACAGGUGUUUCUCGAUAUGGCCGUGCUGGUGGAUGCACAGGGAGAGAUGUUAGACAACAUAGAGAAUAUGGUCUCAAGUGCUGUGGAUCAUGUUCAAUCCGGAAACAAUCAACUAACAAAGGCAGUAAAAAGCCAGAAAAGUUCAAGGAAAUGGAUGUGCAUUGCCAUCCUUAUCCUUCUUAUCAUUAUUAUCAUUACUGUCAUCUCUGUUCUCAAACCAUGGACACAGAAAAAUGGUGCCUAAGGUUCUAUUCUCUCUGCCCUGCUUCUGAGGCUUCUGUAUACAACAGUAUAUACGUGUAUCAUCGCAUCAAGUACUAUUGACCUUACACUAUCACUAUAAAAAUGAUGUAUUCUUUUGAUCGGAUCAAUGAAUCAACUAUUUUACAGAGGCCAAAGUCGAAUACCAUUUCAGUGAACAAUCUCGGCCCAACGAAUAUGAAUAUGAAUAUGAAUAUGAAUCAGGACACAGCAA